ACUACCUUCUAUUAUUAUAUGGCCAUUUCUUGAAUUGUUCCUCAAAUCAACCACCACGAUAAUUCUGUACCCAAAGUUUCCAUAAUACCAUGGCUAACAAGAUGAAUAAUCAUGAUGAUCAUGAUCACAAAGUGAAGGUGAUAGAGCAGUUCCAAGUUGGUCCUCCACCAGGUUCUGUUCCUAUUUCAAUCUCUAUUCCCUUUUCUUUCUUUGAUCUUCCAUGGUUAUUCUAUUCUGUCACAACUAAACGAAUUUUCUUCUAUGAAUUCCCACACCCCACAACACACUUCUUUCAGAAAGUGCUUCCAAAUCUCAAACACUCUCUCUCUCUCACUCUCCAACACUUUUUUCCUUUCUCUUCCAAAAUAGUUUUCCCUCCAAAGCCACAUACCCCUCAUAUUCUCUACUCAGAAGGUGACACUCUUCCUUUCAUAGUUGCUGAAUCCACAACAACAAAUCUAAACAACCUCGUAUCUGACACACCAAGAGAUGUCACGUGCCUGCACCCUUUUGUUCCCAUUUUGCCCUCACCACAUGCCUUAGAAGAUGGCACCUUGUUGAUUUCUCCUAUGGCCAUUCAAGUAACAAUCUUUCCCAACUAUGGCUUCACCAUAUGCAUCAACUUCUAUCACGUGAUUGCAGAUGGUAGAUCCUUUCAUAACUUCAUCAAGUUUUGGGCUUCAAUUUGUGGGUCUAGAGAGAACCCUAUUGCUCUGCCACUGCAUGACAGAGACAUGAUUAUUCAAGACCCGAAAGGGCUUAAGUCUAUUUUCUUAGAAACAUUAUGGAAUUCUCCGAGAAAAAGCACCUUGACUAUUGUCCGUGAUGUUCCUAGUGACAUGGUGCGCCACUCCUUUGUUCUAAGGAAUGAUCAUGUUGAGAAUUUAAAGAAGUUAGUGUCUGCUAAUUGCCAAAGCCAUGGUUUGGUGGGGACAUUACAUGUGUCAACAUUUGUUGUGACAUGUUCUUUGAUUUGGGUUUGUAAGGUAAAAUCAGAAGUGAUGAAUACUCUUCCAAAUGAUGAUGAAGAUUUAUACUUUUAUUUUUGGGUUGAUUGCCGCUACCUUGCUAAACUGAAAAUUCCUUUGACAUAUUUUGGAAAUUGUUUGAUUAAUGCAAACACAGCUAUAAAGAGGAACAAGCUAGUGGGACAAAAUGGUAUUUUUGAAGCAGCGGUUGCCAUUGGAAACAAGAUUAGAGAAUUGCAAUCUGAACCUUAUAAGAAUGUUGACACAUUGAUGUCAUGUUUUAGUAAAUUUGGAUCAAUGGAGCAGCAUGCUGUGGCUAUUGCAGGUUCACCAAAGUUUGAUGCAUAUGAAACUGAUUUUGGGUGGGGAAAACCUAUGUUAAGUGAGGUGCUUCAAGCAGAUUCAAGAUUGUUCUCCCUUUCUGAUUGUAGAGAAAAAGAAGGUGGAAUUCAAGUUGGAGUAGCUCUUGGGAGGACUCAAAUGCAUAAAUUCAACUCUAUUUUGGAACACCUCCUUGCUGAUAUUGCAAUCAAGGGUGAAUAAUUAAUUUCCUCAAAAAUAAUAAUUAUGAGCUUUGGCUCAUAUAUAUCUCCAGUAGCUACUACAUAUUUUAAUCUCUUUUUGUGGUCAUGGUUAUUUAUUUUAGUAAGUGGAAGAUUAUGUUCAGAGAAUAAUUGGUCAUUUGGUCUUA
Messenger RNA from Arachis stenosperma, 1659 nucleotides. RefSeq names its product coumaroyl-CoA:anthocyanidin 3-O-glucoside-6''-O-coumaroyltransferase 1-like. NCBI's taxonomy places the organism in Eukaryota, Viridiplantae, Streptophyta, Magnoliopsida, Fabales, Fabaceae. Bases 90 to 1511 code for a protein of 473 amino acids. The record is from RefSeq and is a predicted model, not a curated record. The transcript has a single exon.